AUGUUGCUGGAAAGUCUCUGCACCCUUGUCUCCUCUCUCAAUCCCAUCGCCUCCAGCUCCUCCCCAUUGCCUCCAUCCCCUCAUUGUACUCGCCUUCAGCCCUCGUCUUUGCCUCUAAUCCCUGUUCGUCAUCAUUCUUGUCCUAAGCCCCUCUUCGUUGUCCCAGGAUCCUGGUCUUUGUCUGAGGACCCUCGAGAUCGUCUUAGGAUCAUCGUCUUUGUCCAAGGCAGCUUGUUGUUGCUCCAUCCCCUAGUCAUUGGUUCUAUCCCCUUGGCUUCCCCUCUAGCCCCUCUUCAGAACCUCUAG
Molecule: messenger RNA, 306 nt
Organism: Puccinia triticina
Lineage: Eukaryota; Fungi; Basidiomycota; Pucciniomycetes; Pucciniales; Pucciniaceae
Exons: 1
Coding region: 1-306 (101 amino acids)
Source: RefSeq, a predicted model, not a curated record